Messenger RNA from Cyphellophora europaea CBS 101466, 927 nucleotides. RefSeq lists its product as uncharacterized. NCBI's taxonomy places the organism in Eukaryota, Fungi, Ascomycota, Eurotiomycetes, Chaetothyriales, Cyphellophoraceae. The transcript has a single exon. Bases 1 to 927 code for a protein of 308 amino acids. The record is from RefSeq and is a predicted model, not a curated record.
AUGCCUCACAAACACAAACGAAAGCAUGGCGAAGGCGAUGCCGCAAGCUUUAAUCUUCCCCCAACCGCCCAUGCGACGUCGUUGCCCGUGAACAAGCCCAAAGCCGUCGUGGUGGACGGUGAUCCGGAGUCGAAGCGGUCGAACAAGCGCAGGAAGCCAAAUAAACCGAAAUCCGCAGAAACGCAGAAAAUGGUUGACGAUACUCCGAAGCAGUUCGCACGCCUCAUGGCGUUCCAGCAAGGGAAGAAGUUGCGCAAGGGUCUCGAUGACGGCAACGGCGGUAGCGCUCAGCGGAAAGAGAAGAAGACCAAGAGUAGAGACAAGCUGCCGGCCUCGGCGUCGGAGUCGGCGUCGGCAGAAGACGUGGUAGCGAGUGCGCAUACAUCUGAGUCUCAAAUAGAGGAGGCAGGACGAGAGGAGGGACGAGUGCAGCAGCAAAUGAAGAUCCUCCCCGGGGAGCGCCUCUCGGACUUUGCGCUCCGAGUCGACCAGUCGCUGCCACUGAGCCAGGUACCCAAGCACAGCACCAAAAGCACGCAAGUGGUACCGGGCCUUAAAGAGAAGACGUAUCUCACCAAACACAACAAACGACUGGCGAAGAUGCAAACGCAGUGGCGGGAAGACGAUAAGCGUUUCAAGGAGAAGCGGGAGGAAGAGCUCGAGGAGUUGGACGACAAGAAGGAGGAGGAGGGCUUGUUGUGGAUGGGGGUCGACGAGGCCCGGAAGGGGAAGAAAGGGAAGAAGGCGAAGCGGGAGGGUGAUAUCUGGCGUGUGCUGGAGCGGCGGAGGAAAGAAGCGGGUACGUUUGGAGACCGAGGUGGGGGGCUGAACGCUGGCACUGCGGUUCAGGCGCCCCCGGUGCUGAAAGGAUUGAAGAACAUGUUUAAGGAGAGAGGCGAGGUGCGAAGUGGCCCCGUGGCUGCAUGA